Molecule: messenger RNA, 503 nt
Organism: Aspergillus japonicus CBS 114.51
Lineage: Eukaryota; Fungi; Ascomycota; Eurotiomycetes; Eurotiales; Aspergillaceae
Exons: 1
Coding region: 110-445 (111 amino acids)
Source: RefSeq, a predicted model, not a curated record
CCUGCCUGUCAAGAAUAAAUUGCUGGAGUGUCUACGGAGUACACCUGGAGAACUAAUGAUGGGCUAAACUGUGUUGGGCCUCGUCUACCGUUUUGCCCAGUGGAAAACCAUGCUUGCGCUUCUAGUAUAUCCUGCCAGCUGCCAGCUGCCAGCCACCACCACCACUACCACCACUAUCACCACCACGGGACAAGCAAGGAAUAAUCCUUCACGUCGCCCAAGAUGGUGUAGGACUGUGGAAACUGCUUCUGCAUCAUUGGAUCUCACCCCCUGCCCCCGUUCCCACUCCAUCAAUUUCGGGAGGUUCCCCAGGCCAAGGAUCACUGCACUCGGUGGUCAUAACUGCCUUGGUUCGGUCGAGAAUAUAUAUCGUCCGUCCAUUCGGAUCUUCCGCCCACCGCAUUAUACACUCCAGACCUGGCAUUUUACGGUCGUACAAAGUUGACAGAGGAUUUUGACGGCUUGGCCCGGGUCUGUCACGGGGUAGAUAACAGAAUCCUCCC